UUUUUUCUUUUUUUCGACCUUUUCAUUUUUACCAGCUCAAAGUAUGGCGCCCCCACCACCUCCGCCGCCGCCACCGCCACCGCCGCCGCCGGGUCUGUAUGGAGACGCCCCUCCUGUGUCCUCUGGACCGCUGCUUGGCGGCUUUGCUCAGAACGACAGCGACGAUGACGGCGCCUCGUUCAUUGCGCCCGCCGCUGCAUCUGUCGUCGCACAGGCGCCUCAGACAAGCACGACCAUCCAGCCCACAGCCCAGGGCGCAGAUCGCUCGUGGGAGCGCGCUUGGUCGAUCGACGAGCUCAAGCAGGGCGCUGCAUCCUGGACGUUGGCCUCCGACUCUGGUCUGCUCUUGUUCCUCAAGGACCUUUCUACUCGCAUUCUCAACCGAACGCACGAAAUUGAGUCGCAAGUCGACGGCUUGGUCCACGAAACGCAAGCGACCAACGCUCGCCUGCACAACACAUUCAACGAGUUCUUGAUGCUGUCCAACACGCAAUUCAUUGAGAAUCGCGUGUACGAAGACGAGCUGGUCAACGAACCCGAAAAGCCAACAGAAACCACCGACGACGCGCCAGAAAAGACGCGCGAGCAGCUCGAAAGUGAGAUUGUGCCCAAGUUCUCCCAGGCCAUCCAGUUUGGCGUGGUCGUUCUCCAACACGCUUUCGUGCACAGCCAGGCGGAAAACCCCAACCACUCGGAUGACGAAGAAGCAGGAUUGCCGUCGGAUUACAUCCAAGAAACGGUGCUGGAGCCAAAGGACGUCUAUCUGCAUCGCCCUCUGCCUCACUUGAUCGGCUCUGCCGCCUUCCUCGAAGAUGAUGAUGUUGGUUUGCUGGACGUCUAUUCUGACGAAAGCGACGAAGAAGACAUGUCGCCGCUGGACCAGGACAUCCCGUCAUCGCGACAGAAUGCCGGCGCGCCCGACGAAGGCUUCACGUCGUCAGAGGAGGAGGAUGAGGCUGCUGGUCAACACCACGCGCACGGUCACGGACGUGCUCAUGAUGACGAUGAGGGAUUCACCUCGUCGGAAGCGUCCGGCUCGGGAUCCUCGUACGAGAGUGGCUCGGGCUCGGAGUACUCGGAAGACGAGCAGAGCGUUGCCGCGCCUCGCAAAGCGCUGCCCGCCCGUCCGCCGGCCUCAGACGAUCCAUUUGCCGAGGACGACGAGGAGGGCGAGCAAGAUCCGUUUGCCGGACCUUCGUCGGGCAAGGGCAACUUCCAAAGCGAGCUGGCUGCCAAGCUCUUCGGUGGCGCACCUACACGCCUUGGGGAUGAUGACGAGGAUGCCGGCGAUGUGGCUGCCGAUGCUCGCUCGACCCGCUCCAAGCGGUCUCGCAAGUCGCACCGUUCGCACAAGAAGAGCAAGAAACGCAGCGGCUCGUCGGCAACUCAGGCAACCGCUGCUGGUGCAGGUCUCUUUGGCGACGAAGACGAGCCCAGGGAUCCGUUUGAGUCGGAAGCUUUGUUCCAAGGAGGUGCUGCACGACGUGCCGCCAAGCCCUCUGGAGGCCUCUUCGACGACGAUGAUGAUGAUGAUGCUGCUGCUGAAGACGCGGCUGCCAACGACCGCUCCGACACCAAGUCCAUCAAGUCGACCAAAUCGUCCAAGUCCAAGUCAGGCCGGUCUCGCAAGCAACCAGCAACCGCUGCCGCAGGUGGCUUGUUUGAGGACGACGAGACGAGCUCCAUGUUUGAUGGUCCUGCCGAGACCAAGCCUCGCUCUGGCACCGUCACCUCGACCGUGUCCAAAAAGAAGAAGCCGAUUGGUGGCGUGUCCAUGUUUGGUCCUGCCGCUGGCAGCCUGUUUGCCGACGACGCACAAAGCGUUGCGAGCGAGGAAGCCGCGCCUGCUGCCGCCCCAGCCUCGGCUGCCGCUCCUGCCCGCCGCAAGCAGUCCUUCUCGAGCGACCUCUUUGGUGAUGACGAUGGCAGCACAUCGCUCUUUGGUGGGGCCAAGCCCGCCGCUGCAGCACCUGCUCCCGCUGCCGCGGCCAAACCAGCCGCUGCAAAGAAGGCGGCUCUGUUGUUUGGUGACAGCGACGAGGACGACGAUCUCCUCUCCGCUCCUGCCAAGAAACCGGCCUCGUCGUUGCCCGCUGCGUCUGCCAAAGCGCUGGAGGACGAUGAGGAAGAGGAGCCGGCUCCCGUUGUUGCCGCUGCGCCUGCGGAACCCCCCAAAAAGAAGUUGCCCCCUGGUGCCGUGUCCAUGCUUGGUGGUGCCGAUCCGUUCGGUACGCUCAAGCGAAGCAGCGGUGCGUCCGAUGCUGGCAGCUCUGACUCGCCUGUCGCUGCCCCGCCCGCGGCCGUCUCUUCUGCCUCAUCCGUCAAGAAGCCUGCCAAUGUCAUCAGCAUGUUUGGCGACGAGGACGAAGAUGAGGCGACGAAUUCAUUGAUUGGCGCCAAGUCCUCGCCAGCGACCGCUGCUCCUGCCAAGGUUGCACCCGCUGCCGCCGCCCCUGCUGCCGCCGCACCCCGCGCCCAAAAGUCGCUUGCCUCCAUGUUUGCCGACGAUGACGAUUCUGGCGACAUUUUCGGCGGAUCUGGUGGUCGUGGCGGAAGUGACCUGUUUGGCUCUGCCAAGCCUGCCCCCGCUGCUGCUCCUGCUGCUGCCAAGAAGCUGCCAACUGUCAGUCUGUUUGACGAUGAUGACGAUUUGUUUGGCAGCCCGAAACCUGCUGCUGCUGCUGCUGCUGCACCCACUGCUGCGUCCCCUGCUCCUGCUGCUGCUGCUGCCCCAGCUGCACAACCCAAAGCCAGCCCUGUGGCAGCUCCUGUCAAGUCCAAACCUGCCAAGGGCCUGUUUGGUGGCGAUGACGACGAGGACGACGACUCCAUGUUUGGCAGCAAGCCGGCACCCAAAGCUGCUGCUCCAGCUGCUGCGCCCGCGGCGGCGGCGCCUGCCGUGACCUCGCGUCCCCGUUCUGACACUGAAGAUCUGUUUGGCACGCCUGCCCCUGCUGCUGCUGCUGCUAAGCCUGCUGCAGCUGUUCCCGCUGCUGCCGCGCCUGCCUCGCGCCCUCGCUCUGACACGGAUGAUUUGUUUGGCUCAUCUCCUGCCGCCGUGGCAGCUCAGGCCGUCCCUGCCACAAAGUCAAAGACACCAUCGAAAGGCUUGUUUGGCGACGACACGUCCGAUUUGUUCAGCAAGCCGGCUGCCCCCGCUGCUGCUACUGCUGCUGCUGCUGCUCCCGCGCCGGCGGCUGCACCGCAAGAAGCAACAGUGUCGGCAAAGGCGUCGGCAAAAGUCGGCGCUCUUGGUGCAGGUUUGGCCUUCAACCCUGCCAUGAUGAUGCCUGGCCAACGGCCCGCCAAGCGCUCGGGCUCCACUGCGUCGGAGGACGUGCUUGCCACCUCCUCGGGUGACUCUGAACGCCCGAAGAGCGGCUCGACCUCGUCUGCUGCACCUGCCGAAGACAAUGCAAAGAUUUUGCAUCACGCCAACAAGGAUCGUCCAAAGAUCCAAACGGCGCGCCGCCUCCCGUCUCGCAAAGGCCGCUCCAGCAACUCUGUUUCCAGCACGGCCACCCUGGACGAGGCUGAUGACGAGCCAGAGGCCAAGACCCCCACCAAGACUGUCACGAUUGCGGCUGCGCCAGUGAUUGUGCCCGCUGCAGCAAGCAAGUCGGCUGCUCCCAAGGCUGCUCCCGCCUCGCUGUUUGGCGAUUCUACAAACGAGGAGGACAUUUUUGCAACUCCCAGCCCUGCCAAGAAGCAAGAGGUUGCCCCUGCUGCUGCACCCGCUCCUGUUGCUGCUGCUGCCCCUGCCCCUGCGCCCUCGACGAAAGCCAGCAGCAACUUGUUCGGGGACUCCGAUUCCUCAGACAUCUUUGCCAGUAGCGCGCCCGCCACCAAGGGUAAACGCGGAGCGAGCAUCAAGUCCGUCGACCUGUUUGGCGAGUCGGACAGCAUCUUUGGCCCUGCCAAGCCAGCGUCCAAGGCCGAGCCUGCAGUCGUUGCUGCCAGUCCUAAAGUUGCAGAGCCGACUCCUGCGCCUGCCCCCGUUGCCGAGCCCGCUGCGCCCACUCCGUCCAAGGCCGAGGCUCCCGCUGCCGCUCCUUCUCCCGCACCUGCGGCUGAAACUGCGCCGGCAAAGAAGAGCAAGUCACGCACCCCUGUGGAUUUGUUCGCCGAGGACGACAUCUUUGCCCAGGCUUCGACCUCCCCCGCAUCCGCCAAGAAGUCGAGCAAAAAGAAGGCGGCCGCUGCGACUGCUGCGACUGCCGACGCUGACGACGCCCCUCGCAAGCCGCGCUCGCAGUCGACGCUCUCCACACUCUCCACCGUGUCGGCCGCCGUCGACGCUGUGGUCUCGCGUUCGAACGAAGCGCCCACCCCUGAGAUGCUGUCGGCUGGCCGCGCCAAGGAGGAUCUUGGCUUUAGCACUGCCAUCUCGACCGCGACGAACGCCAAAUCCUCUGCCAUGCUGGACGAUGCAACCACUGCCGCCGCCUCCUCCAGUGGCUCCAUCUUUGACGCCCCGGUUGAGAAACCCACUGCUUCGGCCGCUGAGAACGAAGGCGAGGAUGGCGAGCCGCUGCUGACAGACCUCUCACAAAAGGAGGAAAACCGCAGCCGAUCGCGCAGCUUGUUUGGUGACGACAACACGGACUCGCUCUUCCAGACCAGCGCUGACAAGAAGGGCAAAAAGUCCACCUCUGGACCCAAGGGUAAGAAGAAGGGAGCUGCCGACGAGGCUGCCAAGAAAUCCAGCAAGACCAAGAUUUUCAUUUUCGACGACGACGCUCCUUCCAUCUUUGACGACCCUCUGAGCAAGGCGUCCACUGAUGCUUGAAGACAAUUGGACCUGGCCUGAGCAGCAAUUUUUUUUUCUUGUUCUUGGUGUUCCUUGGACUGAAAUUUUGGUUUGAGGACAAGUAUUUUUUUUUUUUUCGUUCUUUCUUUUCUUUCGGUGUUCUUUUUGUUGAUUCUUCUUGUUUUGUCGAAUAAACCAUUCCUCU
Capsaspora owczarzaki ATCC 30864 is the source of this 4955-nucleotide messenger RNA. RefSeq lists its product as hypothetical. The record is from RefSeq and is a predicted model, not a curated record. The transcript is spliced from 7 exons. The coding region runs from base 44 to 4789 and encodes 1581 amino acids. Gene Ontology annotation, cellular component: early endosome; WASH complex. Gene Ontology annotation, biological process: retrograde transport, endosome to Golgi; protein localization to endosome. Gene Ontology annotation, molecular function: retromer complex binding; phosphatidylinositol phosphate binding. NCBI's taxonomy places the organism in Eukaryota, Filasterea, Ministeriida, Capsasporidae.